Molecule: messenger RNA, 7524 nt
Organism: Alligator sinensis (Chinese alligator)
Lineage: Eukaryota; Metazoa; Chordata; Crocodylia; Alligatoridae
Gene: MYPN
Product: myopalladin
Exons: 5
Coding region: 243-893 (216 amino acids)
Biological process (GO): dendrite self-avoidance; axon guidance; homophilic cell-cell adhesion
Cellular component (GO): plasma membrane; axon
Molecular function (GO): cell-cell adhesion mediator activity
Source: RefSeq, a predicted model, not a curated record
AGGACUAGGUCCCGAGUGCCAGAAGGAGAUAAAGAACCGAUGCAAGAACGCUUUUUCCGGCCCUAUUUUCUACAAGCACCUGGAGAUAUGGUAGCUCAUGAAGGGCGACUUUGUAGACUGGACUGUAAGAUAUCUGAAGAUAGACUUACUUAUUGUGGUGCGGAAUUCUGUUUACCAGUCUGUCGGUUGCCUCUAGCUGUUUCAUUGUCUGUUAGGUGAGUGGGUUACCAACUCCAGACCUGAUGUGGCUCCUGAAUGGCAAACCUGUGUUACCAGAUGCCACCCACAAGAUGCUGGUCAGAGAGAAUGGAAUUCACUCUUUGCUUAUUGAUCCCCUUACACAAAAGGAUGCAGGAACUUACACGUGCAUUGCAACCAACAGAACAGGACAAAACUCAUUUAGCUUGGAGCUUACUGUUGUAGCAAAGGAAGUCAAAAAAGCCCCAGUAUUCUUGGAGAAGCUUCAGAAUUGUGGGGUCCCUGAAGGGCACCCAGUCAGAUUAGAAGGCAGAGUGAUUGGAAUGCCACCGCCAAUGUUUUACUGGAAGAAGGAUAAUGAAACCAUCCCAGCACACAGAGAAAGGAUGAGCAUGCAUCAAGAUACAACAGGAUAUGUUUGCCUUUUGAUUCAGCCUGCCAAGAAAGCAGAUGCUGGUUGGUAUACUUUGUCUGCUAAAAAUGAAGCUGGUAUUGUGUCGUGCACUGCUAGACUUGACAUAUAUGCACAAUGGCACCAACAGAUCCCACAGCCAAUAAAGUAUCGACCAGGAGGCAACCGGUACGCAAACCUCGCUGGACAAGGACUUGACAUUUUUUCUGCCUUCCCAGCUGUUGAAAGCCCAAUGCUGUUUUCAUCCCUAUCUCAAAAUGUGGUGGAAAGUGAAGAACUUUAAAAACCUAUGGUUCCAAUUAUGCCUGCAGACAUACGAGAACUGUGAAAAAACAGAUGGUACAAGCCAACAUCUCCAGGGUUUACAAGCAACUUGUUUUUAGUGAGUGUACUGCUGCUGGAACUGCUGCAAGUAACAUACUGUAGAAGAUGUUUGCAUAAUAUUUUACUACAGGAUGACUGUGGUAUGGUGUGUAGUGCAGUAAGUUUGGUACUAUGCCUUUUUCUAAGAAUUAUAAAGCAAAGAGACAGUUUUCAGCACUUAAAAGCCUAUACCACAUUUUACUGCUUCAGUUAAAGCUACUGUACCUGUAACAAGCAAUGCUUGGAUUUAUGGUAUUUAACUGGAUACAGCCAAUGAAAGCAAUGGCAUAAUGAUAGUUCUGAAAAAGGUGAACAACAUGACUUUGAAUGUAAAGUGUGUCUGAUACUCACAAAGCACAAGUAAAAGGAAUGAAAAAAGCUGUAACAUCAUUUUUAUGUACUAGUAUACCAAAUGAUACUGAUUUGGUGAUCAAGAUUAGAUAAGUAUUAGCAUUUCAUGUAGAUAAAGCUACCUACAAUGCAUAUUUAUAUUUGUGUGUACAUAUACUCCAUGACUUGUGUACCUAUGAUAUAUUGAACUAUUCAGUAAGAUACCGGGUAUGUGCUUAGGACGCUAACGUAUGAAACUCAGCAUCCUGCAUUGUAUUAAGCACAUUCUGUAGACAUCACAAAUGAAAAACUACUGUAUAUUUCCACACACGUUUCAUAUUUGUUCCUUUUCAGUUCUAGUGAUUUCCUGCUUUUAAAACACACACAAUGAAGAUCUUAUACCUUUACCAUUUUUAAAUACAAUAGUUUUUUUCCAUCUAAGUUUUUGACAUACCCAGAAGAAAAAACAAAAACAAAAAAACCCCACAUCUUCCAUACAGUUCAUUUGCAGACCUGAUGAAAGAGGAAUUGUGGCCUGGUAUAAUUAAAAGGUCUUUCAGGAUCAUUUUAAAAACCUUAGUGUCAGGUAAGGUUAAAAUAGGGAAUGUCUCCUCAGUAACAUGCAAACAAGAUGCUAUUUAAGAAAGGGAGUGAUUGUAUAAAACGCUGAAGUGAGUAUUGUACCCUGAAAAAUAAUAGGCAAAAAGUGCAAUGAGUUAGAGACUCUUUCUUACAGCCUCAUAGUGAACUUAUUAGUUGAACAGUUUCAAGAUAUUUAUUUUUUAUAUUUCAUUAACACCUCCACUCAAGCUUUAGAGCUUUUGGUAUAUGAUGGUUUCCUGCAUAUUUAAAUCCUUGCUGAGCUCUCUUUCUUGGACCUUGUUUUGAAACAGUUCUUUUCUGCUUUACAGAUGUUCAGAGAUUACCACAAAAUUCUAACUAGAUUUAUACAGGAAUAAAAUAUUACAUUCACUGAUAAUGUAAUUUUAGAUUUGAAUUCAAUUGUUUUUCAAUUCCAUGUUUCCUCACAGGUUAAAACAAGAUGGCAAAUUACUAUUAAUUAUAAGUAACUACUGAAUAUAUAAUAUUACCAGUUUAGGAAUGCACGUGAAACAAAUAUAAAAAAAUGGUAAAAGAAUAAGAGCUAAUAGGACACUGGGUCUGGAAAGGGAGUGAGCAGGAGCUAGCCUGUCCCUCCUAGAUCAUCUUCACAUCCAGUCUAUAUUGUUGCUAACUGUUGGCUAUGUAAUGGUUCAGAAUAAGUGAAUUUGUGAUGUUGGUCCACUUUCUAGUUGAGCAGAAACCAUAACCAAAUUAUCAUCACAACACACAUUGUGCUUUGGUUGGCAAUCUCAGCAAAGGCACCAAAGAUUGAAUGGGCCUGGUAAGUGAGCUAUUUUCUCACCAGUAGGGAUAGCUGUUCCACAAACAAGGUCCAGGCAUAUGGGUGAGAAGGUAGAAGUGCCACUCACUGCCAGCUAUAUUUCUUGAUUUCUUUUUUUUUACAACAAAGCCUAACUAACAAAAGUGAAUUCAAGGUUGUGGUGCCCAACUUGAUGGACCUUGGGCCUGUUUUUCAGGAGUGCUGUGCAUUCACAGCUCUUCUGGACUUCAGCACAAGUUGUGAGGGUUCAGCAUUUUUUAAACCAGAUCCAAAGGAUGUCAAGUCACGGAAGAAGGUUCCCAAUAUUAAUGGCUACUUUUGAAGUAUUUGUUUCAGUACAUAGAACCUCAGUCUCUGGUGCCAACAGUCCCCAUGCUGCUUUCAGAAUCUUUUAUGUUUACAUUAUAACCUUCUGAAAAGGAAAAUAAUUGGAUAUUUUUUGCACUUGAACUAAUGCUGUUUAUGGUUUGUUUGUGUUUUGUUUUCCUAAAAAGCACUGGGUCAACUUCUACCCCUAUCUACAACUCUGGAGUCUCCUAUUAUUUCAGGGUAUAAAUGAAAAGCAGAUUUUGAUCCUAGAUGUUCAAUCAAAGCUUUAUAUCAAUUGUUAUAUUGAGAUACAUAUAGACACCAAGCUACUGUGCAGUUCUAGAAAACUUACUUAUCAUUUCCUGAGUAUUUUACAGUUAUUCAGUAAUUAAAUGUGACCCAAAAAACCCCCAAACCUGCACAGGUUUAGAUUGAAUGAAUCCUACUUUAUUAAGUAAUAAGUCCAAGAGCUAUCAUGUUACCUAUAUUCUUUGCAUUGUUGGAAGACAAGAAUAGCAGCACGUUUAUCCUGUAAGUACAUAGCAUGUAAUGAAUACUGAGUUACCAGUGGCAGAAUUAUAUUUGUUAGUAUUACUGAUGGCAGUAAAAUCUCACAGCUUUACAGAUUCUUAGAAUGAGGUGAUCCAACCCCAAGAAGCUAUCUAUGUAAAUUAAACACAAAGAAUACAGACCAAACAUGCAGCCUGUCUCUCUUCACCCUUGCUCCAACUUUUACACCAGUAUAACUUCACUGAAUUUCACUGUAGCCUUUCCUAACUUACAUCAUAAUAAGCAGGAGAAGAAUAGCACCAUGAUAGGCAAAAUGAAGGUCAAGUGACACACUCUUUUAAAGAAUGAGUGUUCUGCACUUUGACAGCAAUGAGGAAGGAGAAGGAGGAGGAAGUGUCAUUGAAAGAUUUUUCCCUGAAGAGAUGUUUAAGAGGGUUAUGAAUGAAGUAUUGACCCUUGGUCAUUCAAAAGAAGUUGUGGUAAUGUCCUACAAUAGGAGACAGGCCAGUGCACAUGGAUUUCUAAGAUUCAGCAGUCAAAUUACAACACUCAUCUUUCACUGUCUUGUUACUAGCUAAGGCUCAGAUUCUAAUCUCUCUCAGCAGCAUACACUAAACAUUGAAAUUAAUGUAGUUACUGUGAAUGUAUAUGGCAUAAAUGAGAUCAGUCUAGUACUAAACUGUCAAGUCUCUGUUAUUUUCACCUCUUGUUAACAGCUACAGAAUAUUUCUGCUCUGCGUAUACUAAGCCCAUAAUAGGAAGCUUGUGUGCAAACAUUUUAAUGCUAAUAACUAAUAUUCUGACUGGGCUUUUGUCACAAUGAAAACUUUGUAGAGAAAGACACAACGCAUUGCAUUUGUGCUGGUAACUGAUUGAAGAACUGAGAAAAACUGGUUCAUGUAAGCAGCUGAGGUCAACAAUUAGUUAGCACUGACCACACAUGAUGUAAUUUGAAGAGUUUAGAUCCCAUGAAGAAUGCCACUGUGUAAAAACACGGUGUCAAGAAGCAUUAGAGAUUCUAUGACUCUGUUUUCUUUGUAAAUGGCUUGCUUGAUGUCAUUUUUUGAUCCAACUGAGCAGUAAGUUAUUUGACUUUGCACUAAAAAUAUAUUCUGCCUUGUUUAGCAAAGGCUACAACAACAAAAAGACCCAUGCCAAAAUUUUCACAUUAGUCAUUAUCUUUUACCUGUCCAUUUAAUAACUACAAUACUAAGUAGAACUUUUCACCAAUGAAAUAUGGGAACCCUAAAACUGUACACUAAAAUAACUGAAUAUUUUAAAAUUUAUCCUGUUUUUAACUUUAUUUAGCUUCCAAUUCCUUCCCAGUCUUGUAGCUUCACAUACGUUCAAACUAACACACAGGCUAUUUCAGAGAGAAAUGCAAGUGGCAACAUUUUUCUUCAAAAUUCUGGAAAGCUGAAGUGUUGCACCUUUGCUUCAAAGACAUUAAACAUGCAGACCCAAUCCUCAGCAGCCUGCAGGCAAAAUGUGCAAUGACUGCAAAAGAACUUUUACUACAGGACAACAGGAUUCAGCUCUCUUGCUUUGAAAGCAAAUAAAAAGUAUACCUUUUGAAUGUCUGAUGUAUGUAACUGUAGAGGGCAAAAUAUAGUACACGCUUGGAAAAAUAAGCCAGUAUAUGCAGGCUUUCGCUGAGUACUAUUUAAACAGUUGCUAGUUCUAACUGUGUAUAGUGACAAAAGCACUGCCAAAAAACCCACAAAAUCCACAUAACUCCUUAAGAACCUGCUAUUAAUACUAGAAGGAUUAAAACAUUAGUCUCCAGAAAGUGAUUUCUUUUAUCUACUAAAACUGUACCUAAGCAAACAUGUGAAGCAAAGCCUAAUAAAACAUUUAAUUGUUAAAUACUGGACAAGUCAUUCAGUGUCACCUUACUAUUUUAAAUAUAAAAAUAUUAACUUCGAGCCUUAACACUGUAUUUUUUCUUGAUUAAAUUGGAGUCUCUAUUUUUGUUCCAAAGUCAUCCUUAAUGGGAGAAAAGGGGUUAAUGAAAGUUCUAAUAUAUAUUUUAAGUGCAUAUGGAAGAUAUAAACACCUGACUGUUUAAUAAUGUAUGCCCCUCACCUCACCAAAACUUAAAUAAAUGCUUUGGAGUUGAAUACCAGAGUGUCUGGCAUGUCUGCAGAGAUUUAUUUGCAACUGGGCUCCUCAGGACUUGUCUUAUAGAACAGUUGAUGAAGUCAAUUGAAGGUCCACAGAGAGAGCUCCUAAAGAAUCAGGCCCUAAAUAACUUAGAGGAAAAUUUGACCAUGUUACUUGUCAAGUAUAUAUUAACUGUGUUUCCAGUAAGCAACAGUUAUAAAAUAUAGAAGCAAUCUUUAAAAAAAAUGGAUAUAGCUAUUUCAACUGAAGUGAAUAUGCUAAAUAUGCUUGUGUUUUACUUUGUGCUCUUGCUCUUUUAGCGAAAUUCUCUUCCGCUCCACCAGGUUUUGAAUGACGAGGUGUAGACAGGGGAACCAGUGCAGGAUUAGAGAGGAUAGAACUAUCCUUCUCACUGGCUCAGUUCUGUAAGGUGCUAAGCAUUCUGGUCCCACUCAAGGCAAGCAGUUAAGUAUAUAUCUAAUUUUAAGUAAGGGUAGUCCCAGGAGAAGUCUGUGGGACAACCUGCAUGCUUAAAAUUAACAAACUUGGCUAGAUCCUCAGAAUGUUCCGCAUUUACAAGAUGAAGUUACAAGCUAAAGUCACGGAUCCAGCCUGUAACCACUACAGCAACCUAUGGAUUGCAGUAGCCACUGAUAUCCACUUUGCUCAGAAGGUUUGAGUCAGGUGAGCCAUGCAGAUGGUAGAUCUGCUAGCCUUGUUAAUCAUUCAGCCUAUAUUUAGCUCCCCUGAGAAUGCCUAGCAAGUGGGCCACUGUAAAGUUUGGGAAAAUGUUAUGUAGCGGCUUCCAAAAUGUCUUUGUACAGUUUUUGUGAAGAAGGGCAUUUUGGACAUGCCAAGUCCUGGUUGUGUUUGGGGCAGUGAGCAUGGGCAAGUGGAAUGAAAGCUAGUCAAACAUGCAAUUCACAUACUGAGGGUUUCAGACCAUUUUGCUCUUCCUCCGCAUGUGAGUUUUUACUGUGAAUGAUUCAGCACACUUCUGUGAAGGGGUCCAGUAUCAGACUUUGCAAUUAAUUUAAAAUGAGCCAUGUGUAUAAAUAAGGACAAGGAUGUACCCCACUUUAUGCAACAGUCCUGAUUUUGCUUUCUUAUAUACCCAUAUUUCUCAGUCACUGCAUAGUUUGACUUCAGUUGGUUUCUGUGACUGUUAGUUAAGAAGCUGUAUUCUCAGAUAUAGUUCCAUAAGCAAAAUGGCUCUCAUAUGUUUCAUAACAUCUGCUGGAAGUACUAGACAGCUGCAGAAAAUCCUGUGAGAUUAACACUCUGGGACCCUGAAUUCAUUAUAGCUAGGUAGAGUUACUUAUUGUAUAACAUACAAAUCCUGACCAUAUUAUGCUAUUAAUUCUUAAGCUGAGUUCUCCAAUGAAGUCAAUGGGGAGUUCUGACCAAAAAAUUAUGGCAUGAUAUUACCCCUUAUUAUGCAGAUGACAUACGGUUUUCUAAAGGUCAGCAGGUAAAAAACUGAAAAAACUGAAGUCAUCAAUCUGAAAUGCUGGAAACCUGACUAUGUACUUACUGCAUUGUGUGAUCUUUCCCUCUGCUCUCUAAAAUUAGGAAUGUGGGUACUUAGAGAAAUUUCUGUCUAGCCUGGUACACCUUUUUACAUAGUUUCCUAUACAAUGUAACCCUAAUUACAAAUUAGAAGAAAUAUUAGUGUACACAGUAUUAUGAUUUAAAAGUUACCAUUUGGAAGACAUUUAAUAUGUAAUGAAAUAUGAUACAUGCAUUUUGCUUUGCAUUUUUAAGCAAUGUUUUCUUAGCAUUUUAUUAAACUUUGCUUUAUAGCAGUAUUUGAGAGCAUUUUUUAAAACUAGCUGAAACCAAAGUGUUUGUAAAGAUUGAGUUAUGUAGGGGAAUUGAUGGACUGUUUCUUCAAUGAAUAAAUGUAUAUUCUGAA